AUGGCAGUUCAAGGGUCUAGUUUUGUUAGCUUAUUAAUUUUAGCAAACUUCUUGUCUGUGAAUGUACUUUCAGCUGGAAGUACUGCACCAAGCAAUAUAACAAAUGCACUAAAACGGAGCAGUUUCCCACCGCGGUUCAUAUUUGGAGCAGCUUCCUCGGCAUAUCAGUAUGAGGGAGCAGCAUUUGAGGAUGGAAAAGGCCCUAGUAUUUGGGAUACCUACACCCACAAAUAUCCAGAAAAAAUACUGGAUCGCAGCAAUGGGGACUUGGCUGAUGAUUUUUAUCAUCGUUACAAGGAAGAUGUCCGACUAAUGAAAUUCAUAGGUUUGAAUGGAUUCAGAUUCUCCAUCUCAUGGGCAAGAGUUUUACCUCAUGGUAAGCUCAGUAAAGGAGUGAAUAAAGCAGGCAUAGCCUUCUACAACAAUCUUAUCAACGAUCUACUAUCAAAAGGUAUACAGCCUUUUGUGACACUAUUUCAUUGGGAUGUUCCUCAAGUGCUAGAAGAUGAAUAUGGUGGCUUUUUAAGCCCUCAUAUUGUGAAAGAUUUUCGAGAUUUUGCAGAGCUUUGUUUUAAAGAAUUUGGAGAUAGAGUGAAGCAUUGGAGCACCUUCAACGAGCCAUGGUCUUUUGCCACUGGUGGAUAUGACUCUAGCACCAUAAUAGGCACUCUUGCACCAGGGAGGUGUUCAGCAUGGAUGAACAAAGGAUGCCCAGCUGGGAAUUCUGCAGUUGAGCCUUAUUUGGUUGGCCAUCACAUUCUGCUUAGCCAUGCAGUUGUUGUUAAAUUGUACAGGGACAAGUACAAGGCAUCUCACAAGGGUCAGAUUGGGAUAGUGCUUGUGACUAAUUGGAUGAUGCCUUUCUCCAAUCUGUCGGCCGAUGUUAAUGCUGCCCAACGAACCCUUGACUUUUUCUAUGGAUGGUUUCUGGAUCCCUUAACCUAUGGAGAUUAUCCAAAAAUCAUGCGUAGCAUCAUUGGAGCGCGGUUACCAAAAUUCUCUCCUCAAGAAAAACUUUUGCUAAAAGGCUCCAUAGAUUUCCUUGGAGUAAAUUACUACACUUCAAGUUAUGUCUCUAAUAUUCAUGCUGCUAACAGUGUCAAUAUUAGCUAUUCCACUGACCUUAGCGUUAAUCUCACAAGUGAACGAAAUGGAAAACUAAUUGGAGCACCGACAGGAGUAAGUAUCUUUUACGAUUAUCCAGAAGGGCUUACAGAUCUCCUUGUCUACACAAAGAAAAAGUACAACAAUCCCGUCAUCUAUAUCACUGAAAAUGGAAUUGGAGAUGCCAAUAUCCAUACUGUAAAGGAAGGAGUGAAUGAUCCACAAAGGAUACGCUUUUACCGUGGCCAUCUUUCAGCAGUGAAGGCGGCCAUCAAGGCAGGUGUUAGAGUCAAAGGUUUUUUUGCAUGGACGUUCAUAGACACAUUUGAAUGGGGCUCAGGUUACACCUUGAGAUUUGGCAUUAACUAUGUUGACUUUAAAAAUGGACUUAAAAGGUACCCCAAGCGUUCAGCACUAUGGUUGAAAGGAUUCCUCAAGUAA
Coffea eugenioides is the source of this 1545-nucleotide messenger RNA. Its product is annotated as furcatin hydrolase-like. Gene Ontology annotation, molecular function: beta-glucosidase activity. NCBI's taxonomy places the organism in Eukaryota, Viridiplantae, Streptophyta, Magnoliopsida, Gentianales, Rubiaceae. Gene Ontology annotation, biological process: carbohydrate metabolic process. The record is from RefSeq and is a predicted model, not a curated record. The transcript is spliced from 13 exons. Bases 1 to 1545 code for a protein of 514 amino acids.